Molecule: messenger RNA, 1604 nt
Organism: Carassius carassius (crucian carp)
Lineage: Eukaryota; Metazoa; Chordata; Actinopteri; Cypriniformes; Cyprinidae
Product: C3a anaphylatoxin chemotactic receptor-like
Exons: 2
Coding region: 650-1603 (317 amino acids)
Biological process (GO): phospholipase C-activating G protein-coupled receptor signaling pathway; positive regulation of cytosolic calcium ion concentration; complement receptor mediated signaling pathway
Cellular component (GO): plasma membrane
Molecular function (GO): complement receptor activity; G protein-coupled receptor activity
Source: RefSeq, a predicted model, not a curated record
UCCUGGUAUUCUGGAGAGUCACCCCUUGAUUGCUGCACACUUUUUUCCUGACCAGUGGCUGAUUUGUAGUUUGUACCACCAAAAGAUUGACUGAGUUUUCAAAUUUUUUCAUAUUUCCCAUUCAUUUCCUAUUCCUUUUUGACUGCAAAGAAGGUAAGUGUGACUAUUUUUUUUUUGACUCUUUAAAUUAUGCCCAUGAUUUUUUUGUGUUCAUAUCGCUAAUGUAACAAAAGUCACCAAGAGUCAUCUUAUUCCGAUGAAGCUACGAUUUUUUACAUUUCAAAAAUUUUCAAAAAAAUAAUUUCAGUCAAAAAUGACUGAAGAGGGCCAGAGGGUUAAACGUGUUAUGAAACCAUAUUUCAAAGUAGUGUAUUAAAGUAAGAUACCAAGUAGUCUGCACCACUAAUCUCACCACAAAUUUGUCUUCUCAACACUCUUCUGCAGGCGGAUGUCCACCACUCACUGAUGAUGUCUGAUAGCUGCAGAUACACCAAGUUUGCUAAUGACACCACAUUUAGGCCCUUAUCACAACAAAUCAGCCUUUACUGAUGAAAUACCAGACUUUACUGUCUAGUAUAAAAUCAACAGGACCAAGAAGACAGUGCAAGAUCGAGACUCGACUUGUUCAAGUGAAACAACAGCUCAAAAAAUGGAAAACACCAGUUCUGAAGCUGAAAACAUGACCGGAGGCACAGCACAUAACACCACUAUGCAGCAAGAGGGAUUUACAAGCUUUGAGAUAUUUUCAUUAUGCAUUUUCAUUGCCACCUGUGUAGUGGGUCUCAUUGGAAAUGGGCUUGUAAUAUUUCUGACUGGCUGCAGAAUGAAGACAACCGUCAACUCCAUUUGGUUUCUCAACUUGGCGACUGCAGACUUCACCUUCAUGUUGUUUUCAGUCAUAAAUGUUCUGGGCAAGAGUCGAUUAAAUAUAAUAAACGUUUUAUUUUUAUUUAUAUUAAAUCUAAAUCUGUAUGCUAGUAUUUUCUUUCUUGUAGUUAUCAGUCUGGACCGAUGCCUGUGCACAUGGAUGGUUGUCUGGGCUCUAAAUAAACGAACUACACUUAAAGCCAAGAUCAUCUGCAUAAUUGUGUGGGUUUCAUCCAUCGGCUGCAGCUUUCCAUCCUUUAAAGUUUUUAGGUUUACUUUUACAUUUCUGUCAACAUAUGACUUUACAGUGGGCUUCCUCAUCCCCUUUCUGAUCAUUGCAUCUUCAUACACAGCUAUUGGAGUACGACUCAAACGCCUCAAAAGGGGAAAGCAUCUCAGGACGUACCGGGUCAUUAUAACUGUAACUCUGGCUUUUUUCAUAAGUUGGUUUCCAUACCAUGUUUUCAUUUUUUAUGCAGUAACUGCAGUAGGAAAUAACUGGUAUGAUAACAAAGUAUUGUUGACAGCAGUGCUUUUCUGUACCUACCUGGUUUAUCUUAACAGCUGUCUGAACCCCAUUCUCUAUGUGUUCAUGUGUGAUGAGUAUAAGAAGAAGCUUAAACAGUCUCUGCUGCUGGUGCUGGAGACGGCUUUUGCUGAAGAUCAUCUGGACUUUAAGGCAGAUACAAAAGAACGAUCAGGACAUGAAAACCCAACUGAAUUGUUAGAUAUGUAGA